This is a messenger RNA of Theobroma umbraticum, 6614 nucleotides long. It is a transcript of the gene GSL04, whose product is annotated as glucan synthase-like 4. The record is from RefSeq and is a predicted model, not a curated record. Gene Ontology annotation, cellular component: plasma membrane; 1,3-beta-D-glucan synthase complex. Gene Ontology annotation, biological process: (1->3)-beta-D-glucan biosynthetic process. NCBI's taxonomy places the organism in Eukaryota, Viridiplantae, Streptophyta, Magnoliopsida, Malvales, Malvaceae. Gene Ontology annotation, molecular function: 1,3-beta-D-glucan synthase activity.
CCCUGCUCCCUCUGUUUCUCUGUCUCUCUCUCUCUCGUGGCUUGGCUGGUUUGCUUUUCUUUCUUUUAUAGCAAUAAAAAAACGGCUCAUGCGCCACCCUUUCAAAGGACUCUCCUCCUUCUCUCUGCUUCUUCUUAUUUAUUUAGUGUUUUUUUUUUUUUGUAAAGAAAAAGACCCAAAGAAAAGCAAAAGCAGAGGAGCAGAAAGGAAAAGCUCCAACACCAAGUAACACAAACAAAGAGCACAAAUCAUCUUUCCAUUCCCACCAAAAAGCAAAGCCAAAGCAGAAAACACACCCCAUUAAGCAAGCUCAAAAGCAAUAAAAAUGCAAAGCCAAAGCCAAACCAUAACCAUCAAAAUUCCACCUCUUACAUACCCAUCAUUCCCAUUCCUCCUUUCCUUUUCAGCGCUACAGAAAACAUGUCAAAUGAGAUUGUUCCUGUUGAUCCCAUUUUUGACGAAGAACCAAAGCCCAACAAACAACCAACCAUUGGCCAUGGAGAACAACAAGAAGAAGAAAGUAAGGGAGUUACGAGGUCACUUACUUAUGGUGAAAGUAGUAGUAGUGGCUGUGGUGUGUAUGUUUCUGAAAUGUUUAACAGUGAAAGAUUGCCUCCUACUUUGGCUUCUGAAAUUCAAAGGUUUCUUAGAGUUGCCAACAUGUUGGAAUGGAAAGCCCCUCGUGUUGCCUAUCUUUGUCGCUUUCAUGCUUUUGAAAUAGCGCAUAACUUGGACCGUAAUUCAACAGGAAGGGGUGUUCGACAGUUUAAAACUUUACUUCUUGAGCGGCUUGAACGUGAUGAAGAAAUUACCAAAACAACAAGGCAGGAGCUGAGUGACUUACGAGAACUUAAACGUGUUUAUGAUGAAAGCAGGAGAUAUAUUAACCAGCAUGCUGGAGCAUUUGAUUUAGAAAAUAGUCAUGGAGAGAAGUUGAUAGAUGCAUGUAUAAUUGCUUCAGUGUUGUACGAAGUAUUAAAGACAGUUACAGCUGGUCCUCAGGUUCUAUUUUUCUCUUCUUAUGUUUUAGCCUUCCUGCCACAUUUUUUAUGGGCCCUUGCUGACAGAGAUAGCAUCCAAGCUAAAUCUGAGUUGUUUGCAUACAACAUUCUGCCACUUGAUCACGGAGGUAUUCAGCACGCAAUUAUGAAAUUCCCUGAGAUUAAAGCUGCUAUUGCAGUUGUUCGUAAUGUCCGUGGUUUACCAUCAGCCCAAAACUUUCAGAAACGUGGGGCUUUCUUGGAUUUGUUUGAAUUUCUUCAGUAUUCUUUUGGGUUCCAGAAAGAAAAUGUAGCCAACCAGAGGGAACAUCUUGUUUUACUUCUUGCUAAUGUCCUUGCUCGGCAACCCCAGAAGCAAUCAUCUACCUUGAAGCUAGUUGACGCAGCUAUUGAUGAGCAGAUGAGAAAGUUUUUCAAAAAUUAUACAAACUGGUGCAAAUUUUUGGGCAGAAAAAGCAGCAUCCGAUUGCCUUGUGUCAAUCAAGAAGCCCAGCAAUAUAAAAUUCUAUAUAUAGGGCUUUAUCUUCUUAUCUGGGGAGAGGCUGCAAACUUGCGAUUUAUGCCAGAAUGUCUUUGCUAUAUUUUUCACCAUAUGGCAUGUGAAUUGCAUGGUAUGUUAACUGGUGCUGUUAGCAUGACAACUGGUGAUACAGUCAUGCCAGCAUAUGGAGGAAGCCGUGAGUCUUUCCUCAGCAAUGUGGUUACCCCCAUAUACAGAGUUAUAUAUGAGGAAGCUGAGAAGAACAAAAGUGGAACAGCUGACCAUUCUACAUGGAGGAACUAUGAUGACCUAAAUGAGUUCUUCUGGUCUCCUGAUUGUUUCCUAAUAGGUUGGCCUAUGCGUCUGGAACAUGAUUUUUUCUGCACGCAGUCUCCUAAGAAGCAAAAAUUUAAGAUUUCUAGGACUGCUAAAGAAAAGAGGAAGGUAAAGGGAAAUGAAGAUGAAGAACAGGGGUUAAAUGAUGUAACUUUGGAGGAGAUUCGUGAACCAAAAUGGUUAGGGAAGUCAAAUUUUGUAGAGGUCCGUUCUUUUUGGCAAAUUUUUAGGAGCUUUGAUAGGAUGUGGAGCUUUUUUAUACUAUCCCUUCAGGCGAUGAUAAUCAUGGCUUGCCAUGAUGUUGGAUCUCCACUUCAAGUGCUUGAUGCAGUAAUAAUGGAGGACAUAAUGAGCAUCUUCAUUACAUCUGCAAUGCUUAAGCUCAUACAAGCAAUUCUUGAUAUUGUUUUCACAUGGAAAGCAAGAGACACAAUGGAGUUGUCUCAAAAACGAAGACAAGUGCUAAGGCUUGCUAUUGCAGUGAUAUGGACCAUUGUUCUUCCUGUCUAUUAUGCUCAUUCUAGGAGAAAAUAUACUUGUUACUCUGCACCAUAUGGAAACUGGCUUGGAGAAUGGUGCUAUUCCUCAUUUAUGGUUGCUGUAGCAAUAUACUUAAUGACUAAUGCAGUUGACCUGGUGUUAUUUUUUGUUCCUGCUGUUAGCAAGUACAUAGAAAUCUCACAUUGGUGCAUGUGCAAAACCAUAUUAAGGUGGAUACAGCCUAGUCUAUAUGUUGGGCGGGGAAUGCAGGAGACCCAAGUUUCACUUUUCAAGUAUACAUUUUUUUGGAUAUUAGUGCUGUCAACCAAGUUAGUGUUCAGUUACAGUUUCGAGAUAAAACCCCUAAUAGCACCAACGAGACGAAUUAUGAAAAUUGGUGUGCAAAUAUAUGAUUGGCAUGAGCUUUUCCCCAAAGUCAGGAGUAAUGCUGGUGCUAUUGUGGCCGUGUGGGCUCCCAUAAUUGUCGUGUAUUUCAUGGACACACAGAUCUGGUAUUCUGUUUAUUGUACAGUCUGUGGAGGACUUUAUGGCAUUUUGCAUCAUCUUGGUGAGAUCCGGACAUUAGGAAUGCUGAGAAGUAGAUUUCACUCCUUGCCUUCUGCAUUCAACCUUUGUCUUAUCCCACCACCAUCAAAAAAAGGCCAAAAGAGUAGAACAAAGAGUUUCUUCCAGAACAUAUUUUGCAAGGUGUCUGAAAGUGAAGUUUUAGAUCAGAAGUUUGUUCUAGUCUGGAACCAAAUUAUCAGUGCUUUUAGAUCAGAAGACUUGAUAAGCAACAGGGAAAUGGAUUUGAUGAUGAUUCCUACAUCAGGUUUAUUUCCUGGAAUUAUUCGUUGGCCUAUUUUCCUUCUUGCAAAUAAGUUUUCGACAGCACUGAGCAUUGCAAGAGAUUUUGUGGGGAAGGACGAGAAGCUUUUUAGAAAGAUUAGAAAAGAUGAGUACAUGUACUUUGCUUUAAAGGAGUGCUACAUGUCAGUGAAGAGCAUCCUUGAAAUUCUUAUUGUUGGCGAUCUGGAAAAGAGGGUUGUAUUCGAUAUCGUGAAUGAAAUUGAACGAAGUAUUAAAGAAUCAAGUUUUCUUCAGGAUUUUAAGACGAGUGAGCUCCCAGCUCUACAAGUUAAAUUUGUUGAGUUGCUUGAAUUGCUAGUUGAGGGAGAUAAAAACCAAUAUGAUAAGGUUGUGGAAGUUCUCCAAGAUAUCUUUGAGCUUGUAACAAAUGAUAUGAUGGCAAAUGGCCACAGAGUAUUGGAUUUGCUAGAAUCCUCCCAAGAAACUGUGCGUGAUAGUACUGCUUUCUCUAGAAGGAUUGAACCACAGUUAUUUGAAUCUGCUGCUGGCAAGACUUCUAUCUAUUUUCCCUUGCCAGACGAUGGCCCUUUGAAUGAACAGAUUAAGCGUUUGCAUUUAUUGCUUACUAUCAAAGAUAAGGCAAUGGACAUACCUGCAAACUUAGAUGCUCGAAGGCGUAUAUCAUUCUUUGCUACUUCCCUCUUUAUGGAUAUGCCUAGGGCGCCUGAAGUACGCAAGAUGCUGUCUUUCAGUGUUAUAACCCCACAUUACAUGGAGGAUAUCAAUUUUUCGAUGAAGGAGCUACAAUCAAGCAAAGGACAAGUUUCUAUCAUCUUCUAUAUGCAAAAAAUAUUUCCAGAUGAGUGGAAAAACUUUUUGGAGCGUAUGGGGUAUCAAAACUUGAAUGAACUGAUCGACGAGAGCAAGGAGGAAGAAAUUAGAAAUUGGGCUUCUUUUCGAGGCCAAACACUAAGCAGAACAGUUAGAGGAAUGAUGUACUAUAGAGAAGCCUUAAAAUUACAAGCACUCCUUGAAAAGCCUGAGAAUAAAGACAUUCUUGAGGAUGCUAUUGAAAGAAAUAAUCCCAAGUUAUCUGCUGAAUUAGAUGCCUUAGCAGACAUGAAAUUCACAUAUGUUAUCUCUUGUCAAAUGUUUGGAUCACAAAAAUCUUCUGGAGACCCUCGUGCAGAAGACAUAAAAGAUUUGAUGAGAAGGUAUCCAGCUCUGCGUGUUGCAUAUAUUGAAGAGAAAGAAGAAAUAGUAGGAGAUAAGCCUCAAAAGGUUUAUUCUUCUGUAUUGGCAAAAGCUGUGGGUAAUUUUGACCAGGUGAUAUAUCGCAUAAAGCUUCCUGGUCCACCCAUCAUUGGCGAAGGGAAGCCUGAAAAUCAAAAUCAUGCUAUAAUCUUCACACGUGGAGAAGCUCUCCAAACAAUUGAUAUGAACCAAGACAAUUAUUUGGAAGAAGCUCUUAAAGUGAGAAAUCUUCUGCAAGAAUUUCUUCAAAACCAUGGUCGGCGCCCUCCCACAAUUCUUGGUUUGAGAGAGCACAUAUUCACUGGAAGUGUUUCUUCAUUGGCAUGGUUUAUGUCAUAUCAAGAAACCAGCUUUGUCACAAUUGGCCAAAGGCUUCUUGCCAACCCUCUCAGGGUACGCUUCCACUAUGGGCAUCCAGAUGUAUUUGAUAGGGUGUUUCACAUCACAAGAGGAGGCAUAAGCAAAGCAUCCAAAACAAUCAACUUGAGUGAGGAUGUUUUUGCCGGUAGGAAUUUGUUACUUCAAAUGUUAUAUGCUGACCUUUUAAUCAUAAUUGCUUUACACUUAAAUAUAUUUGAAUAUCGUGUAGGAUUUAACUCAACUUUACGACGAGGAUGUAUCACAUAUCAUGAGUACCUGCAAGUUGGCAAAGGUCGUGAUGUAGGCCUAAAUCAAAUCUCAAAGUUUGAAGCCAAAGUGGCUAAUGGGAAUAGUGAACAAACUUUAAGCCGUGAUAUACACCGUCUUGGACGUCAAUUUGAUUUUUUUCGGAUGCUAUCUUGUUACUUCACAACUAUUGGAUUUUACUUCAGUAGCUUGAUUUCAGUGAUUGGAAUUUACGUGUUCCUCUACGGACAGUUAUACCUGGUUCUUAGUGGACUGCAAAAGGCACUCCUCCUCGAGGCUAGAAUGCAAAACAUAGAAUCGUUGGAAACAGCCCUUGCUUCCCAAUCAUUUAUCCAGCUUGGGCUUUUAACCGGCUUACCAAUGGUGAUGGAGAUUGGACUUGAGAAAGGUUUUCUUACAGCCCUUAAAGAUUUUGUUCUUAUGCAACUGCAGCUUGCUGCUGUUUUUUUUACUUUUUCCCUUGGAACAAAAACCCAUUAUUAUGGUCGAACAAUUAUGCAUGGGGGAGCUAAAUAUAUGCCUACUGGACGUAAGGUUGUGGUGUUUCAUGCCAGCUUCACUGAGAACUACAGAUUGUAUUCACGAAGUCAUUUUGUUAAAGGAUUUGAACUAUUGCUCCUCUUAGUUGUUUAUGAUUUGUUCAGGAGGUCCUAUCAGAGCAGCAUGGCAUAUGUAUUAAUCACUUACUCUGUUUGGUUCAUGACCAUAACUUGGUUGUUUGCACCGUUUCUAUUUAAUCCUUCUGGAUUCAGUUGGGACAAGAUAGUAGAUGAUUGGAAAGGCUGGAAUAAGUGGAUCAAGGAGCAAGGGGGUAUUGGAAUUCAGCAAGAUAAGAGUUGGCAGUCUUGGUGGAAUGAUGAACUGGCUCACCUUCGUCGUUCAGGAUAUGGUGCUAGAUUGUUUGAAAUACUUCUGUCUCUUCGGUUUUUCUUGUAUCAAUAUGGCCUGGUCUAUCAUCUUGACAUCUCCCAACAGAGCAAAAAUUUUCUGGUUUAUGUGCUUUCCUGGGUUGUUAUUCUUGCAGUUUUCCUGACAGUUAAGGCAGUAAACAUCGGAAGGCAACUGUUCAGCGCUAAUUAUCAUCUGAUGUUUAGGUUCUUUAAGGCAUUCCUUUUCCUAAGUUGUUUUGCCAUUGUAAUUACUCUCUCCAUCAUCUGUGAACUAUCUUUGAAGGAUGUAAUCAUCUGCUGUCUAGCAUUUCUGCCAACUGGAUGGGGUUUGAUACUGGUUGCUCAAGCUGUGAGGCCUAUAAUAGGAAAAACCGGAUUCUGGCACUUCACCGAGGUCCUUGCUCAAGCAUACGAUUAUGGAAUGGGUUCGGUUCUGUUUGCACCAGUUGCUAUUUUGGCAUGGCUUCCGAUCAUCUCAGCAUUCCAAACUCGAUUCCUUUUCAAUCAGGCUUUCAAUAGGCAUUUGCAAAUCCAACCAAUUCUGGCAGGGAAGAAAAAGCAGACAUAAUCUUUUGACACUGAUAAGGGUUCUGGCAUUUUAUUUGUACAGUCAAAAGUGUUUUUGACAAACUUUCAUUGUAAAACAGCAAAAGAUCUCAAAAACAUACAUAGUUGUAAAUAACACUGAUUCAUUCAAUUGCUGGUAUAGAAAUGCAAGUUAGAAAUUUGAAGAAA